This is a messenger RNA of Mucor mucedo, 884 nucleotides long. Its product is annotated as 14-3-3 family protein epsilon. Gene Ontology annotation, biological process: signal transduction. NCBI's taxonomy places the organism in Eukaryota, Fungi, Mucoromycota, Mucoromycetes, Mucorales, Mucoraceae. The record is from RefSeq and is a predicted model, not a curated record. The transcript has 6 exons. Bases 53 to 811 code for a protein of 252 amino acids. Gene Ontology annotation, cellular component: cytoplasm.
CUUUUCUUUUUUUUUUAUUAUAUUAAAAAAUAAAUACACACUAUAAAUAAUAAUGGCUACUGAACGUGAAGACAAGGUCUAUAUGGCCAAGAUUGCUGAACAAGCUGAGCGUUACGAUGAAAUGGUCAACUUUAUGAAGGAAGUGGUCCAGUUGAAUGUUGGUUUAACAGUUGAAGAACGUAACCUUUUAUCCGUCGCGUACAAGAAUGUCAUUGGUGCUCGUCGUGCUUCAUGGAGAAUCGUUUCAUCUAUUGAACAAAAGGAAGAUAGUAAAGGACAUGAUGCCCAAGUGACAAAGAUUAAAGGAUAUAGAAAUAAGAUUGAAAAUGAAUUAUAUGAAGUAUGUAAUGAUAUUUUGAAGCUCUUGAAAGAACACUUGAUUCCUUCUGCUCAAGAUGGUGAAGCCAAGGUUUUCUACUACAAGAUGGAAGGUGAUUAUCAUCGUUAUGUCGCUGAAUACGCAACCGGUGAAGCUCGCAAGGCCUCAGCAAACGAAGCCUAUGAAGCCUAUAAACAAGCUACCGAAGUUGCUCAGACUGAAUUAACAACAACACAUCCCAUCCGUCUUGGUCUUGCUUUGAACUUUUCUGUAUUCUAUUACGAAAUUUUCAACUCCCCUGAACGUGCUUGUGCAUUAGCCAAACAAGCCUUUGAUGAUGCUAUUGCUGAACUCGAUACCUUAAGCGAAGAAUCUUACAAGGACUCCACCUUAAUUAUGCAAUUAUUGAGAGACAACUUGACCUUAUGGACAUCAGACCUUCAAGAUGCCGAUAAGGCAGAUGAUGAGGAUGCAACUGCCGGUGCCCAAUAAAAAAUAAAAUAAAAAUAAAAUAUUUUCUUUUGUUGUUGUUUGAAUAAUAAACAUAAUUUUAUAUAUAAAUAUA